Petromyzon marinus (sea lamprey) is the source of this 1793-nucleotide messenger RNA. It is a transcript of the gene MTPN, whose product is annotated as myotrophin. Gene Ontology annotation, molecular function: protein binding. The record is from RefSeq and is a predicted model, not a curated record. Lineage: Eukaryota; Metazoa; Chordata; Hyperoartia; Petromyzontiformes; Petromyzontidae.
CCACCACCCCACCCACCACCACCCCACCCACACAGCCUCUCUCGCUCUGCCGCUCGCUGCUCAGCGUCUGGGCCCAGGCAGCGCCAUGGGCGACAAGGACUUCAUGUGGGCGCUCAAGAACGGCGACCUGGACGUGGUGCGAGACAUGGUGACGCAGGGUGCGGAUGUGAACCGGCUGCUGGAGGCCGGGAGGCGGCCCCUUCACUACGCGGCAGACAGCGGGCAGCUUGACAUUCUCAAGUUCCUGCUGUCCAACGGCGCGGACGUCAACGCGGUGGAUAAGCACGGACUCACGCCUCUCCUCGCCUCCAUUUACGAGGGGCACACCAGCUGCGUGAGCUUCCUCCUCUCGAAGGGUGCAGACAAAUCAUUCCGAGGGCCAGAUGGACUCAGUCCGCUUGAAGCAGCCGAGCGACAGGACAUCAAAGCCUUGCUGCAGUAGCUUCCACAUGCACGCGUUACCGCACACACACACACACGCACACACGCACACACGCACACACGCACACACACACGCACACGCACGCACGCAUCGUCCGGUACGUGGGGGGUACUCGUACACACCGCACAACUCCUACACGCUAUCGCAUGGGGGCGGGGAGGUGGGCGUCGGUAUGUUGUGUGACCUUUGCACCCUGCGUACGCACUCGCGCGCUAAUGCACACCCCGGAAUAAAGCGCUCGCACAUUCACGCAACAACCAAUACCCACCGCUGCGCAUCGACGCGCGUGCGUGACUCGGGUCACAAAACGACACCUCGACUGCCGGGAGCGGUCGAUGUUGGCGAAACGCCCCGGUUUUGACGGCCCCGGGUGUGGUUGCCGGAAGUGUGGCUGGCGAGGCGAGCGAGCGAGCGCUGUGAUCGCCCGUGGUGACCCCUGUGUGUGCGAAAGGCCAUGUGAUUUUACUUUUAGCCACAGGGUUUUCGGAGAGCGUUGGGCUCCGUGAGCAUGGUGUUUCCCCCCACCCACCCGUCCUGGCCCACCCGUCCUGGCCCACCCGCGUGUCAUGCUCCCCUUAAUAGGUAUUCCCGAGCAGCAGCGCUUGGCCCCAAAGAGUAAAUCAAGUCUUGGGCAGCAGCAGCAGCAGCAAGAAAGGGGGCAGACUUUGUCCAUGUUUAUACGCCUACUCACACGCGCGUGCAGACAGAGACAAAGAUCCCCCGUAUAGCCUUAAAAAAAACUAGAGGCAAGUGCUGUUAGCGAGCACCUAUGAAGGCCGGCACGGCACACGAGGGAGUGGUUGGCCAGCACCACACUCCCUGUCCACACACCAUUUCAGAUAUCCGUCACUGGUGUUUACCGUGAGCGUAACUGUGGUCGCCGAGUUUGUAGCGCAGUACGCUAACCACUGCACUACCGCUCUCCGCGCGCACACGCACGCCCGCACCCCGCUCCUCCCCAUACUUCCAUGCUCUGCGUUCCAAACAAAGUACAGUGCGUGAAGAAGAUGGGGAGGAAAAAUGCGGGCGCACAUUCCCGCUCGCUUGCACAAACACGUCUUCUUCCUCCUCGGGUUUUAAUGCUUUGCGUGAAUACAGCUAACGUUCCCGCACUCCCUCUCUUAUUCCUGAGGUUCUGCCCCCCCCCCCCCUACAUAAGUCGCCGUUUCUCGAGCUUGGGUAAAGAUCGAUGCCUGGGGCCUACCCCCCAACUUGUCUUGUUAUAGCCAAUUACGGAUUUCCAUCGUAAUCUCCCGCGCACACGCACGCACCCACGUGAUGUUAUGUUCGUGGCCCCACGAGGUUGAUGAUGGAAAAGCAAAAGUCGGAUUGCAUUAAAAUUUGAACUGUU